AUGAAGUCAACUGAUAAUAUAAUAAGCAAAGCAGAUUUUGAUAAUAUUUCAAAUAAUGAAGAUUCUGAUGAUGAUACAUCAAGCAAAAACAAUUUAUCAAGCAACACUUUAUUAAGCGACAAUAAUUUAUUAAGUGAUAAUGAUCUGUUAAGUGAUGAUUUAUUAAGCAAUGAUUUAUUAACAAUAGUUUAUAAUUUACUGAGUGAGGAUGAUGUGUUAAAUAAUAAUAUGCUAAGUGAAGAAGAUUCUGACAGAGAAAUUUUAGAUAAAUCUUUAAGCA
Molecule: messenger RNA, 280 nt
Organism: Racocetra fulgida
Lineage: Eukaryota; Fungi; Glomeromycota; Glomeromycetes; Diversisporales; Gigasporaceae
Source: the annotation of a GenBank genome assembly